Misgurnus anguillicaudatus (oriental weatherfish) is the source of this 1239-nucleotide messenger RNA. The record is from RefSeq and is a predicted model, not a curated record. Lineage: Eukaryota; Metazoa; Chordata; Actinopteri; Cypriniformes; Cobitidae.
CAUGAUAAACAACUUUUGCUCAAAUAUUUACCCUGUGUGGUAAUGCUGGUUUGUUUUUGUUGAUUAACUCAUUGAUUGGUGGAAUAGAGAGUCCUGAACACACAGCUGAACUCAGUCAGAAUAUACUGACUACAUAACAGUACGUUUCGAGCUAUGAGUGCAUAUAUGAGCAGCAGUCCACUCACGACUCAUGUAUUAAACACUGGAGAUGGACUCCCUGCAGUCAAAAUGCCUCUCAGUCUACACCGCCUGGAUCCCUGCAUGACCCUCUGGAACCUUCUGACUGUUGGCACCACAAAUGAAGAUGGACGCUGUCCAGGACUAAUAACCAGCAAUGACUUCACACCAGGAACAUAUAAGAUGCGUUUUGAAACGGGACAGUACUGGGAGAGCUUGGGUCAAUGCAGUUUUUACCCAUAUGUUGAGAUUGUCUUCACUAUUACUGAUGCUGAGAAGAAGUUUCAUCUGCCACUCCUUCUCAGCAGAUACUCAUACAGCACAUACAGAGGGAGCUAGAGAGCCGAUAUAAAGUGAACAUUCAUCAAACAAUAUUUAAAUAGUUUUAUGUAUGAAUAACCUUGCAUUUGGGUCCAGAAAUUACCACAAACUGUUUGCCCCUUUUUGUAUGUGGAUUAUAGAAAAUUUCUUGCAGCUUCAAACAAAAAAAAAAAACUCAAAACGUCAUUACUAUGAUUCUUUUUGUGUAGCCCAAACUGCAUUGUUGUCAACAAACGAACGGUUUGUAUUACAAGAUAUCAAAAGAGGCUUACCUCAUGUUACAAUACUUUCCUAAGUCUACUGUAGCCUAACCAAACCCAGCAGGGAAAAAAUGCUAAACUGUCUUUUUUGUAAAGAUUUUUUGUUGCUUUCAAUCCUCAAAAGCACAUAUUUCAGAUGCCUCCUUCAUCAAGUACGCCUGAUUUAGCCUUUUUCGACUUAGCUCUUCAGAACCGACAGGCGGAUGACAUCACAGUACCGCGAGAGAUUCGACGGAAUACUCAUGCGUAUGAUUUCUCGAAUCGCUCUCGCGGUAUUUUGAUGUCAUUCACCUGUCGGUUCUUCCGGAGCCACAUGAAGUCCAAGCCGAAUCUUUUGUAGUUGUUGUAAAAGCUUAAUGAUUGUAACCUUACAAUAAGAGUAAUAAUGUAUACAUUUCAUAAUUCCUAGUAACUGUUAAAAACUCUGUUUACACUUUCAGAAUGGAUGUGUAAUAAAUUACUGGUUGCUCUGCUAAAAAAA